UUUAGCUUGCCUCUUAGUACACACACUCUCUCUCUCUCUCACACACACACACACAUACACACACAGUCACUCUCAUAUAGACAGAGACAGUGGGGCCUAGCAGACAAAAUCAGGAUGUGACAUCACCACAGGAAGAGAAGCCAAACAACUUUUCUUUUGGUUUGUGGAUCAGUUUUGCUUUUUCUCCAGCACUUUUUGAGCGUUCGGGUUUGCUGAUGAGUGGCAGAGGACUCAGAGUUUGUUCAGAGGAGAAAUCCAGCGUGAUCCACGUCCUCUGGGAGAUAAGUGGAGGCAGUGAAAUUCUCCUGAGCGUUCCCACAGAUCCCCACAGCAUUCCAGGCAUUCAAAACGGGACUUCGGCCAGAAACAUCCUCACUUUAUGGAAUAGAAGAGGAACACAUCCAUCCACCUAAACCUUGACUGGCACAAACUCUACCUGCAGAGACCCAUGGCUCUGUGCCUGGGGCAAGUCUUCAGCAAAGACAAGACGUUUAGGCCUCGGAAGCGAUUCGAGCCAGGCACCCAGCGUUUUGAGCUGUAUAAGAGAGCACAGGCAUCGCUGAAGUCUGGCCUGGACCUCAGGAAGGUGGUUCAGUUGCCAGAAGGAGAGAACAUUAAUGACUGGAUCGCUGUGCACGUCGUGGACUUCUUCAACCGCAUCAACCUGAUCUAUGGAACGGUCAGCGAGUUCUGCACAGAGAGGACCUGCCCCGUCAUGUCUGGGGGCCCUCGCUAUGAGUACAGAUGGCAGGACGGGGACCACUACAAGAAGCCCACCAAGCUCCCGGCCCUCAAGUACAUGAAUCUGAUGAUGGACUGGAUUGAAUCGCUCAUUAACAAUGAGGACAUCUUCCCUACACGCAUAGGGGUUCCUUUUCCAAGAAACUUCCAGCAAGUGUGUAAGAAGAUCCUGAGCCGGCUAUUCCGGGUGUUUGUGCAUGUGUACAUCCACCACUUCGACAGUAUCUGCAAUAUGGGAGCCGAGGCACAUGUAAACACCUGCUACAAACACUACUAUUACUUUAUCUCAGAGUUCAGUCUCAUCGAUCACUCAGAACUGGAGCCGCUGAGGCCCAUGACGGAGAGGAUCUGUACCUAAAGAAAGUGUACAGUAAAGAAACUGUUAUAAGCUAUUUCCCCCACUCUGUGAUGGAUCCAUGGACUAAGCAUUUCCAGUAUUUAAGCCAAAUGGACAUUUGUAUAUAUAUAUUUUUUUUUUCAUCUUGUUUCUUAUUGUACUUCAUUUUCUCACCAGUUCAGAAGGCCAAAUGCUUGUUCAUAACAAAUCUCCCUAUAACUACUAAUGCCCCCAACUAGGAGCAUGAAGACUACAUUCCUCUUUUUCAACUGGGUCACCAGAGUGCUCAGAGGAAAGCACAGCACUCCAGCUCUGAUACAACAGAUAACAGAUGCCUGUGCUGACCACCAUCACAUUGACCGAGAUGUGGGUAAAGAGAGCUCUCUCUACCCACCCAUUGAGAGCAAGGCCAAUAAUUCUCUCUCGGACUCCGGCUGCUGAUGGCAAGCAGCCUGAUUAGGGAUUAAGACCUGCAAUCUACAAAUCAUAGUGACUGUUCCCUAAUCUGCUGGACAACAAUGUAUUCUUAAUCUACGUUGUGUUGUUUUGUUUUAGGAUCUCAUCCCAGUACUUCAGUGAGCCAAACAUAUGUAACUAAGGCAGAAGUGUUAGUCCAAUAGUGACUAGGUUUUUGGGACCAAUAAUGCUAACUGUGUCAAAGUCCUUUAUGUUUCAGUUAUUAAUCAGUCUUUAAAAGACAAAAAUGCACUAGAAAUAUUUAGCAUUGCAAAACAGCUGUGCUAGUGGUGUGCCCUACUGCCAUCAAAUUAUAAUUGUACUCUCAGAACAUGUCCUCUUUAUCACAGCAUGGGAAAGACUCACAUUUCUGGAGAAUCUGAUAUGUGGUUUGACAAUGUUUUUUGUUAUAAUUUAUGUUCCUGAGGAUGAGAACAGACUUGUUUUUGUAUGCCUUUUUUCAAGCAGUUGCAUUCAGGGCAUGACAUAACAUGCCUGAUGUUUCAGGGCUGGUUUGAAAUGCAGCAGUCUUGGCAAUGUGAAAGUGCCACAGGCCCUUUCUUGCAUUUUCAUUAUUUUCAUUUUUAUGAAAAUAUGUUGUGUGUCUUCCACUUUAUUUUCUUUGUGCAUGUUUUUAUCUAUUGUCUAAAUGAAACAGAAUCUUCCAAUGAACAUCUUCCCCUGUCAUACCAGCUGCAUUGCCAAAAGACUGGGAGAAUAAAAACUGCAUGCCUUGUC
Astyanax mexicanus (Mexican tetra) is the source of this 2272-nucleotide messenger RNA. RefSeq names its product MOB kinase activator 3C (gene mob3c). Gene Ontology annotation, biological process: positive regulation of protein phosphorylation; signal transduction. Gene Ontology annotation, molecular function: protein kinase activator activity. The transcript is spliced from 4 exons. Bases 449 to 1099 code for a protein of 216 amino acids. Lineage: Eukaryota; Metazoa; Chordata; Actinopteri; Characiformes; Acestrorhamphidae. Gene Ontology annotation, cellular component: cytoplasm; nucleus. The record is from RefSeq and is a predicted model, not a curated record.